AGCAGUUUGUUUUGCUAGCCCUCCACCAGGUUCAGGUCGGGCGCUCAACAGGUACAAUAGGGAGUGUCUAAAAUGGAAGAAGGUCUGAUGUGGUAUCAAAAAGCUCCAUUUUUCAUUCACCUCUGACUGCUGAACUGAAGAACACGAGGCGUCACAGGUCGAGUGCUAGAACGUGUGUGGAACAGAGGGGGCGCUGUACUACAGAGCACACUGAGAUGUGUGAAAGUGAAAUAGAGGUAGAAGCAGAAGCUGCAGCUGUUCAUUAGCACUGAGAGUCGAGUGUGUAUGUGGUUGAAGUGGAUUUGUACAGCUCCUGCGGAGAGCUGCUGCACUAGGCGAGAUGUCCAGACCGAGUGCUCUCACUGCUGCGGUGGCCACCUUGUUAGGAGCCACUCUCGGAGGACUGUUCCUGUGGCGCAGCAUACACACACACAAGAAAAAAACUCUUAAAAAUCUCUCGUCCAAAAAAGACUCUCAUCCAUUGUCUGUCAAGCAACUCGGAUCUCUGGAUUUAAGCACUACUGUACAGCAUCCACAACAAGAGCUCAUAACACCACCACCUUUCAAAACUCCCAAACGACUUUCAUUGCCAUCAGCUGACACAUUACUAAAUGUUCCAGCUGUUGUGGUGAGCUCUUUAAAAGAGUGGGAGGAACAUUGGCCCUCGUUUGAGCAGGACCUGUCAGUCUUUCCUGUCCUGGGUUUAGACUGUGAAUGGGUGUCUGUUAAAGGGAAAGCAUGUGCAGUGUCUUUACUUCAAAUGGCUACACACACUGGCCGCUGUAUGCUGGUCAGACUUCUGGCGUUUCGUGAUGCCCAGCUGCCUUUACCCAAAGGUUUGCUGCAGGUGCUGCGAGACCCCCAUGUGCUGAAGGUUGGUGUGGGCUGUUAUGAGGAUGGCAAGCGUCUGGCACAUGAUCAUGGAGUGGCUCUAGUGUGCACAGUGGACUUGCGUUAUUUAGCAAUUAGGCAAAAGCAUGCUGUGCUGAAUAAUGGGUUGAGUUUAAAGUCCAUGGCUGCUGAUCUGCUCAACAUCACCCUGGACAAAUCACUGGUGCUGCGUUGCAGUAACUGGGAAGCUAAACACCUUAGCCAGCAGCAGAUGUCGUAUGCUGCCCGUGAUGCACAGAUCUCCAUUUCUCUGUUUCUUCACCUGCUCGGACUUCAUUCUGAGCCCUGCUAUCUGAAUGAGGGUGAGACCGUCUACUCCAAGCUGGCUGGUUAUUGCCAGGGCCUGGUGGAUGUGCCUUUCAGGGGGCGAGGUGAAGGGUCUGAGGGUGAGCGCAGGCGCAGAAGCCGUCGGUCUACUGUAGACAGCCCUGAAUCUGGAGAUCAGCAAGUACCAGAUCCUCGCAGAAACAAGAGGAAAGCACUCGGGGCUGGUUAUUCAGCCAGAAAAUCCCCGCUUUACGACAACUGUUUUCUUCAUGCCCCUGAUGGCCAGCCACUAUGUACGUGUGACAAGAAAAAGGCAAAAUGGUACCUUGACAAAGGAAUAGGAGAACUGGUUAGUCAGGAACCCUUCAUUGUGCGCUUGCUGUUUGAGCCGUCGGGACGCCCAGACUCUCAGAAAGACUAUUAUCUCACAGCCAAAGAGAACCUCUGUGUUGUGUGUGGAAAAGCGGAAUCCUAUAUCAGGAAGAACAUCGUUCCACACGAGUACAGACGCCACUUCCCGGCCGAGAUGAAGGACCACAACUCGCAUGAUAUCCUGCUGCUGUGCACCGCUUGCCAUGCGGCGUCUAAUGUGUACGACGGCUUCCUGAAGCAGCAGCUGGCUGAUGAGUUCUCUGCCCCUCAGGGCUGUGAGGAAGGUGUGAGGAUGCUGGAGGAUUCAGAUCGACGGCGGGUGCGAUCAGCUGCUCGUGCCCUACUUAGUGUCAACGAAAACAUGCCCCCCUCAAGAAAAGAAGAGCUCCUGUCUGUAGUUCAAAUGUACCUCUGUAGGGAGGCAGAGGAGGGGGAUAAGGAGAAUACAGAGGUGAUAAAGGUAGAGGUCACAGAGGAAAUGCUGCAAACAGCUGCCAACCUGGAGACAAGGAUCUUCAACGAGAGCUAUGUACCACAUGGGCUGAAGGUAGUACAGGCAUUCGCUGAGCGUGGGCUGCCCGGGCUGAUCGACCUGGAGCGCCGCUGGCGUCAACACUUUUUAAACAGCAUGCAACCCAGCCAUCUUCCACCGCUCUGGUCUGUCGAUCACAACCACCAGAAAUACCUGAGCAAAUACGGAGAGGACCUGCACAUCAGUCUGAACUGAGCACACAUACUGCACUUCCCCCCUACAGGUAGGAGAGUCAGUGCAGUUUGGGACGGACCCGGGCGGUCUUGCCCCAGACAAGAUGGUUUUUCAGUGCGAUUUAAAGAGAUGGACUCGCUUGAUCCUACUCCAGUGAGAAAUUAGCCUAAUGGCUGUUCAGUGACUGCACAUAAAAUGUACAACUACAAGCUUUGUGACUCAGAGAUCCAAGUAGUGAUGGUUCUAGACGGUAAAAAAAAAAAAUCAGGAACGAAUGGUAGAGAUUGUGUAUACUAAAAUAUAUAUUGUGACAGGAGAACAGUUCUUUAAAAAAAACUUUAAAAUGAAACCUGAAUAUUUUAAACAGCCCAAACCUGCCCAAAGUUUCUUAGAAAUAGGUUAAAAUAUAAAAAAAAAAGAUAAUUUACAUUUAUUGCAGGUUUGUGGCCAAGAUUUUGAGAAAAUAUGUGGUAAAUCUAUACUUUUGCACUAUAGGGCUAUAUGUUUCGGUAAUCAGUACGUACUUUAUUUAUUCAUCUUAUUUGUCAGUCUUUUAUGAUGGAUUUGACAUUAUUCUAAAUUCUACUUCCGUACAUGAGCAGCUCCUCUGUUUUUGAACAUUCUAUGCUUAUUUUGGUUUAUGACCAUUUACUAAUUUGAUAGAAUGUGGAUUCUUUCUUUCUUGAUUCUGUAUUUUUUUCCUCAUAUCGGAGUCAGGACACCUCAAAGUGGAUCUUAUCCCCUGACUUAGAUUGAGGACGUUUACAUUUUACAUAUUCGAGAAUGUUAUUACAGCCAGAAAGAAAGGAGUUGGCUUUAUGUUUCUAAUAAUGAUCCUUUAGCCAGGGACAGAGAUUUCCACAUUUCAGCAGGUAGAAUUUCAUUUGCUGUAACUAAAGAAACACUACAGCUUUCUUUUAUUUACAUUUGUCCAGAUGUAACCCUUUAAAAGCUGUUAUGUUUCCUUACAUUGUUAUUAAAAAUAUAUUUAACGUUCAAA
Molecule: messenger RNA, 3236 nt
Organism: Trichomycterus rosablanca
Lineage: Eukaryota; Metazoa; Chordata; Actinopteri; Siluriformes; Trichomycteridae
Gene: exd2
Product: exonuclease 3'-5' domain containing 2
Exons: 10
Coding region: 341-2257 (638 amino acids)
Biological process (GO): nucleobase-containing compound metabolic process
Cellular component (GO): cytoplasm; nucleus
Molecular function (GO): nucleic acid binding; 3'-5' exonuclease activity
Source: RefSeq, a predicted model, not a curated record